This is a messenger RNA of Alexandromys fortis (reed vole), 540 nucleotides long. Its product is annotated as paired amphipathic helix protein Sin3a-like. Lineage: Eukaryota; Metazoa; Chordata; Mammalia; Rodentia; Cricetidae. The transcript has 2 exons. Gene Ontology annotation, biological process: negative regulation of transcription by RNA polymerase II. The annotation marks the transcript as partial. Gene Ontology annotation, cellular component: Sin3-type complex; chromatin. The record is from RefSeq and is a predicted model, not a curated record. Gene Ontology annotation, molecular function: transcription corepressor activity.
UGUUGUUUUAAAUUUGAAUCAUAUUUUAAGUGUUCAUACUAAUUUCUGGUACUUCAUAUAUAAUUCACUUACUGUCUUAAUUUGAGGAUGGAUGAUCUGUUGUUAAAAAGUUUUGACUUCUUACAUAUUUGCAAUGUAUCCCUGCCUCAGGUGGAGGAUGCCCUGUCCUAUCUUGACCAGGUGAAGCUGCAGUUUGGUAGUCAGCCUCAGGUCUACAAUGAUUUCCUUGAUAUCAUGAAGGAAUUUAAAUCUCAGAGCAAUGAUACUCCAGGUGUGAUUAGCCGUGUAUCCCAGUUAUUUAAAGGCCAUCCUGACCUGAUCAUGGGCUUCAAUACCUUCUUGCCUCCUGGCUACAAAAUUGAGGUGCAGACUAAUGACAUGGUGAACGUGACAACUCCUGGCCAGGUUCAUCAGAUCCCCACCCAUGGCAUCCAGCCCCAGCCUCAGCCACCACCUCCACAUCCUUCUCAGCCUUCAGCCCAGUCAGCUCCAGCUCCUACUCAGCCAGCUUCUCAGCCCACACCUGCCAAAGUCAGCAAG